UCUAAAAAAACCCUACAUUCUGUUGGCUGCCAUUACUCAGUUACCUUCACGUGGCGAGAGGGUGUUUUUCAAUUUUUUUUCUCAUUUCUCAUAUUUUCUUUCGAAUUGACUAACAACAUUUUUAAAAAAAUAAUGGCCGACCGUACUAAAGCCCAACAGCAUGACAAUCACGAUCAGUUGGAUUUUGACAUUGAAAAUGUCCAGUCGAUGUUGGACUCUUUUUCCAACAUCAGUAUCAUUCCGAAUUAUCCUUUACUCAAGAAAUUUUCGUUACCUAAUAUGCCGACAAGCUACGAAACGGUUGGUAUUCUGGACGGAGAAAUCAGAAAGAUUGAGAAUCGUACUAGACAACAUAUCGAGUACCACUUUUGUCUCCGUAAUCACACACAUUGGGAUUGGAACGACGAAAUUCUGCCCGACAUGUUGAAAUGUGUUUUCUACACUACUAGCGAAAACUUCGCCGCCAUUUUACCUAUGGAAACGAAUAUCUGGGUGUGUGGCUAUUUUUCUCCUUCUGGAUUGUUCAUUAUUUGCCGAGAAGUUCGGCUAGCAACCGACAGUGACAUUGCUGCACUGUCACAUUAUGGAAUUCCGUGAAGAAUUUCGUACAAGCAGUUGGAAUCACUGAACUGCCCAAGAUUGUGUGGAACAGAAUGGGAAGUGUUGUCUUCUUUUUUAUGUUUACUUUGUUUUAUUUGUUUUUCAAAACUGUUCACACUGCUUUAUUGAUUAGUAAAAAUUUUUUGAAUCAUU
Daphnia magna is the source of this 753-nucleotide messenger RNA. RefSeq lists its product as uncharacterized. The transcript is spliced from 3 exons. The coding region runs from base 133 to 597 and encodes 154 amino acids. NCBI's taxonomy places the organism in Eukaryota, Metazoa, Arthropoda, Branchiopoda, Diplostraca, Daphniidae. The record is from RefSeq and is a predicted model, not a curated record.